This is a messenger RNA of Penicillium subrubescens, 792 nucleotides long. RefSeq lists its product as uncharacterized. Bases 1 to 792 code for a protein of 263 amino acids. The record is from RefSeq and is a predicted model, not a curated record. The transcript has a single exon. Lineage: Eukaryota; Fungi; Ascomycota; Eurotiomycetes; Eurotiales; Aspergillaceae.
AUGCCUUCAGACCAGUUCCAUCAAGACCGAAGGUCCAGCUUCGACUCGUCAAGCUCCGAAUCAUCAGCCUCCACUCCCACCGAGACCUCAGACACAACUGCAUCCAACUCAACUCCAUCCACAUCAUCCUCGCCACCUCCCCAAUCCAACCCUCCAUCAUCAACCACACCCAACAAAAGACGAAAAUACCACCCCUCCUUCUCAGCAACCAUGCACUCAAUGUCUUCCCCACUAACCCCCUUCGUAAACAACGAAACAGGCCAACCACACCCCGAAUUCCCAAAAACCCACCUAGCCUUCCACCUCCUCACCUCACCUCAACUCGACACCCUAGCUCGGCACUACCACCAAGUGCAUCCCGCUCAACCGGCGACGUUGUCCUAUCCCUUCCAGAUUCGGAGUUGGGUGGGGGUCCCGGACGAGAGUUAUGUGGAUAUUGCGACGAAAAGACGCCGUUUUGGGUAUUUUAUUGGGAUGCCGGGUUUUACUGAUGCUGUGAAUAGUGGGUUGUCGGUGCCGGUGCCGGCGCUGGAUAUGGGGGGUUUGGGGGAUGGUGUCUUUUUUGAGCCAGUUUGGGAGUGUUAUGGGAGUGAAGAAGAAGAAGAAGAAGAAGAAGAAGAAGAAGAAGAAGAAGAAGUAGAGGGGGAGGGGAAUGAUGACGAUGAGGGGGAUUACGAGAUGAGUGAGGAUGGUACGGAGGAGGAGGAGGUUCUUGAAUGGAUGGCUCGUGAGUGGGAGGAUGCGCUUAGGAAGGCGAGGAAUUCGAGUGAUGGGCCGUUUCGGAAAUAUUGA